Molecule: messenger RNA, 1058 nt
Organism: Pogoniulus pusillus (Red-fronted tinkerbird)
Lineage: Eukaryota; Metazoa; Chordata; Aves; Piciformes; Lybiidae
Gene: RND1
Product: Rho family GTPase 1
Exons: 5
Coding region: 45-743 (232 amino acids)
Biological process (GO): small GTPase-mediated signal transduction
Cellular component (GO): cytosol
Molecular function (GO): GTPase activity; protein kinase binding; GTP binding
Source: RefSeq, a predicted model, not a curated record
GCGGGCGGCAGGCGCUGGGGGCCGCGCUCUGCGCUGCCGUCGCCAUGCGGGAACGGAGGUCGGUACCGGCCGCCCCGGCCCGCUGUAAGCUGGUGCUGGUGGGCGAUGUGCAGUGCGGCAAGACGGCCAUGCUGCAGGUGCUGGCUAAGGAUUGCUAUCCCGAGACGUACGUGCCCACCGUGUUUGAGAACUAUACGGCGUGUCUGGCCAGCGAGGAGCAGCGAGUGGAGCUGAGCCUAUGGGACACCUCCGGCUCUCCCUACUAUGACAACGUGCGGCCCCUCUGCUACAGCGACUCCGACGCUGUCCUGCUCUGCUUCGACAUCAGCCGACCGGAGACCCUCGACAGCGCGUCCAAGAAGUGGAAGACAGAGAUCCUGGACUACUGCCCCAACACGCGGGUGCUGCUCAUCGGCUGCAAGACAGACCUGAGGACAGACCUCAGCACCCUGAUGGAGCUGUCCCACCAGAAGCAAGCUCCCAUCUCCUACGAGCAGGGCUGCGCGGCCGCCAGGCAGCUGGGAGCGGAGAGCUACUUGGAGUGUUCUGCUUUCACCUCGGAGAAGAGCGUCCACAGCAUCUUCCGGACCGUGUCCGGGAUCUGCCUCAGCAAAGCUCCCCUGCAACCCCCCCGGAGCCCCCCCCGCAGCCUUUCCAAGAGACUCCUGCACCUGCCCAGCCGCUCCGAGCUCAUCUCCUCUGCCUUCAAGAAGGAAAAGGCGAAAAGCUGCUCCGUCAUGUGAAGGGAGACGCAGGAAUGCUGCUCCCCCUCCCCCCCGCCCCGACACACACACAAAGCCCUCAGCCCCCGCCCCGAGGCCUCUCCUGGCGUGGGGUUGGGGGAGCUGGACAGGGCUCUGCAGCCCCCUCCCCAGGGAAGAGAGGGGGGAGGCUGCCUGCUGCCUUCCCAUCGCACACUGAGCCCUGCCAGCCCCCACCCCUGGGGUGUAACCCCCCCACAGAGCUGCUGGGGUGAGGGGGGAGAGCCUGGGAGGGUGCUCGACAGCUGCUCCCUGCGUGGGGGCUUAUCCACGGACUCAUCUUGUCCCUCCACCUCA